AUUGUCUAGUUGUCCUGAGUUCAAUUUGGAACUACAAAACAAAAGAAACAGCACAGAUACACAGAGAAGGAAACAGAAGAAGGAAGCCUACCCAGAAGAGAAAGAAAAGACAGAGAGAGAAAGAAAGAGAGAGCUUUGUUUCCAAAGCUAUGGCUGGCGUCUUCUAUUCUUCAGCUGUUUUUGGGAUCUGUGCACUGGUCUUAGUUUUCAGCUCCUCAUCAUCCACCGUCCAUGCAGGCGGGUUGUCUCACCACCAGCUGGGUUUAAUACCGACCGGAUCAUCCUGCAAGGGAACCGUGGCUGAGUGCCUGGCCGGAGAGGAGUUUGAGCUGGGAUCGGAGAUCAGCCGGCGCAUUCUGGCCACCAGCAGCUACAUCAGCUACGGUGCGCUGCAGAGGAACACUGUGCCCUGCUCUCGACGCGGGGCCUCCUACUACAACUGUCAGGGUGGUGCUCAGGCCAACCCCUAUAGCCGUGGCUGCAGCAGCAUCACAAGAUGCAGGAGUUGAUUUCUUUUUUCUUUUUCUGUAGAACCAUUUCUGAUUUUGUUUUUCCCAUUUUUUUAAAUGGGUUUGAUUGUUUACAUGAAGAAGUCGAAGGAGAAAGAGAUUGGCCGUGGCGAUGAGUCAUUUAGUGCUGUGAUAAUUAUAUUUGGAUGUUUCUCUACAAGAUUAUGCUUAUUAUUAGCAUUCUGUUCUCACAAAUUUUAUCUUCAUCUUUUUCCAUGGUGAUUAUUUAGGAAUAAAGAUCUAUGCUUUUUCGCUAA
Juglans microcarpa x Juglans regia is the source of this 766-nucleotide messenger RNA. RefSeq names its product protein RALF-like 33. The record is from RefSeq and is a predicted model, not a curated record. Lineage: Eukaryota; Viridiplantae; Streptophyta; Magnoliopsida; Fagales; Juglandaceae. Bases 150 to 509 code for a protein of 119 amino acids. The transcript has a single exon.